Messenger RNA from Osmia bicornis bicornis, 1674 nucleotides. RefSeq names its product lysosomal aspartic protease (gene cathD). The transcript has 8 exons. Gene Ontology annotation, molecular function: aspartic-type endopeptidase activity. The record is from RefSeq and is a predicted model, not a curated record. NCBI's taxonomy places the organism in Eukaryota, Metazoa, Arthropoda, Insecta, Hymenoptera, Megachilidae. The coding region runs from base 247 to 1404 and encodes 385 amino acids. Gene Ontology annotation, cellular component: lysosome. Gene Ontology annotation, biological process: cell death; proteolysis.
UUGUCAUUAUUAUCGCAGCAUGUUGAUACGUGUAUGCAUGACUCAAGUUACGCAGGCGCAAUGACUUCCGAUGAUUCCGAGGAAAGCUUUAUUAGAAAGGCUCUUGCUUCGAAUUGUUCCAGUGUUGUACCUGACAGCGGUGUUGCGUAAAAUAAUUCUGAAAGAAAAGUCUUUGUUUAAAAUAUUGUUUUUAAAAGAAUGUUAUAAAGUUUUAUAUUUGAGAGUAGAUUGAAAACUUGGUUAAAAAUGUAUCGCAUCAUCGCAUUUUUCUGCGUUUUAUUAGUCGCAGCCAAUGCGGAACUUCAGAGGAUUAAUUUGCAUAAAAUGGAUAGCGUAAGGAAACAAUUAAAGGAAUAUAAUACAGACCUAACCCAGGUACAUGUAUUCCAAGGAAAUGCUCCACAACCAGAGCCCCUUUCUAAUUACCUUGAUGCUCAAUAUUAUGGUAUCAUCAACAUUGGAACUCCGCCUCAAGAAUUCAGAGUAGUCUUUGAUACAGGUUCCUCCAAUCUGUGGGUUCCCUCUAAAAAAUGCCAUUUGACUAACAUUGCCUGCAAACUACAUCACAAGUAUGAUGGUACCAAAUCGUCCACUUAUAAGGAAAACGGUACUGAAUUUUCUAUUGUGUAUGGUUCUGGAAGUCUCUCGGGCUAUCUCUCUACCGAUAUGGUAGACAUUGCUGGAUUGAAAGUUAGUGACCAAACAUUUGCCGAAGCGUUGAGCGAACCAGGCUUGGCAUUCGUUGCUGCCAAAUUUGAUGGUAUUAUGGGAAUGGCAUACUCUAGAAUAGCUGUUGAUGGUGUAAUGCCUGUCUUCUACAACAUGGUUAAACAAGGAUUAGUACCCCAACCUGUUUUCAGUUUCUAUUUGAACAGAGAUCCUAAUGCGGAAUCUGGUGGAGAAAUGAUACUUGGUGGUUCAGAUCCUAAUCAUUAUGUUGGUCCACUCACCUAUGUUCCUGUAGACAAGAAGGGUUACUGGCAAUUUAGCGUGGACAGAAUUGAAGUAGGCUCAGAUUCUAAGCUCUGCGAAAAUGGAUGCGAAGCUAUCGCUGACACAGGCACCUCUUUGAUCGCUGGACCCGUUAAAGAAGUUGAACUGCUUAACAAAAAAAUUGGAGCUACUCCUCUUGUUGCUGGAGAAGCAUUGGUGGACUGUAAUUCCAUUCCUAACUUGCCUAUAAUUACACUCGUAAUCGGUGGCAAGUCUUUCUCUCUCAGAGGCGAAGACUAUGUUUUGAAGGUUAAACAGUUUGGAAAAACUGUUUGCUUGAGUGGAUUUAUGGGAAUGGACAUUCCUCCACCAAAUGGCCCACUAUGGAUCUUGGGAGAUGUAUUCAUUGGCCGCUACUACACCGAAUUCGAUAUGGGAAACAACCGCGUUGGAUUUGCCGAAGCUAAAUAGAUCAUCAAAUGAAAAAAGCUUUUAAAUACAUUUACUUUUUUUUUAUAUCCUAAUAAAGCGGUUAGUCAAGUUUAUAAGUCUUCGGUAAUUGUUGCAUAGAAAUUUCUUACCAAUUAUGUAAGUGUAUUCUAUGUGACACUCUUAAAAGUAAAAUAACGGUUAAGCUGCAACAUAUAUAAAGUAAUUUCCUAUAAUGAAAUGUAUACCUGUAAAUGUAUCAUAAAGCAUAACAUAUUGUAAAAAUGAAAGCAAUAAAGUUUGUUUAAGUUA